UCUUCUCCAUCUUCCAUUUUUCAAUUCCGUCAACCACUCCAAAAUGUCUUCCCUAUUCUCUACUUCUCUAAUCUCCCACUUGAAGCUCCUACGUUCCUUCACUCGUUCUCAUCCUCUCUACUUCUCAUUCUCCAUUUUCUUCUUCCCUUACCUCCUCUCCUUUCUCUCCCCGCUUUCCAUCGCCGCAUCGCUGUUACUCCUUGCCCUUCUCGCUCUCUCUCCCGCCGUCACCAUUCGCGACAAGUUUUUAGCAGAGAGCGAUAAGGUUAGUGCUCGGAUUUCUGUUUCUUUUGAUGGCGAAAGUGAGGAUGAGCUUUUUGAUUUGGGGAAUUUUGAAGAGAACAGAAUCCUGUCGGAGGAAUCUCUGAUGCGAUUUCAAGAAUUUCGGGUCGGAUUCAUGGAGAAAAAAUCAGUUGACUCAGCAAUGGAGGUCAAGGAUGCGGCAAAUAACGGCAAAUUCGAGGAAUGUGGCGCGAAGGCCGACGAAUUUGUCGGAACUAGAAACGGAUCCAAGGCGGCCGUUGGGAAUCACGACAAUGUCGGUGGAGGAAACGGUACCAGCACAAAUGCAGAGAGCCGGCGGACAUUGGAGUACAAUCUCGGAAGCCAUGGGUACAUGCGGAAGGAGAGGGAGUGGAAGAGGACAUUGGCCUGCAAGCUCUAUGAGGAGAGGAAUGAGAGCGGAGAAGGGAUGGAUUUGCUGUGGGAGACUUACGAAAUGGAAACAAUGAACAACGAGGAACGGCAAGACGACGAUUCAAAGGAGAAAUAUGAAAAAGAUAGCGAGGAAGAAGAAGAAGAAGAAGAGAUGGAUGAGAAGCUGUGUUGUUUGCAAGCAUUGAAGUUGUCAGCUGGGAAGAUGAAUUCGGGAAUCGGAAGGCCUAAUCUCAUGAAGAUAUCAAAGGCAAUCAAAAGGUUUGGAUGGCUCAAGAAUGUUAGCAAGAAGGUGCACAGGGGAGAUAUACACAUACAACAAAAGCCAGAGAAGAGAUAGCAGAAGAAACGAGAGUAGGAAAUGGCGGAUUGGCAGUUACGACGCCGCUCCGGACCUCCCGCGCGCGAACAUUCCGGUCGAGCUGCUCCGCUUCCUCGUAGUUUUUCUCUGCUUUAUAUCUCCGAUCUCAAAGCUGUUAGUACUUAUGAUCAACACUCGCAUUUCUCUUCUGAUCUCCUCUGGUUUUUGUUAAUUGACGUACGGACAUGACUGGGAAUGUGUUAGGGGUUUUCAUACAAUUCUUAUGGGCUUGCAUUGCUUGGCUAUAAUGUUGAUGGAAGAGCGCAUUGUGAAUCCAGACAAGUACACAGAUGAAGGGAAGCCUACUCCACCAGAGAUUGAGGAUCCCAAUUAAGUUUUACCAUUAUGCAAUUUUCUCUGACAACAUGGUUGCUGCUCCAGUUGUGAAUUCAGCAGUGAAGAAUUCAAAAAAGCCAUGGAAGCAUGUGUUUCACAUUGUGAGAGACGAGAUGAAUCUUGGGGCUAUGCAAGUUAUGUUCAAGAUGAAGGAUUAUGAUGGGGCUCACAUCUAAGUGGAGGCUGUUGUGAACUCUUCUUAUGUUCCAGUACUUCGGCAGCUCGAGUAUGCUAAUCUACAGAAUUUUAUUUGAGAAUGCAACAAAGUAUUCAACAAAUAUGAUAUUCAGGAACCCAAAGUAUCUAUAGAUAUUGAAUCAUCUUAGGUUCUACUUUCCAGAAAGGGAUCCAAAGUUGCUCAGUAUCUUGUUCUUGGAUGAUGAUAUAGUUGUCCAAAGGGAUUUAACAGACCUUUGAAAGAUAGAUAUGGAUGGUAAAGUGAGUGGAGCUUGUAUACAUGUUUUGGAUCAUUCCACCGAUAUGCACAAUACAUUAGUUUUUCUCAUCCUUUGAUUAAAGAGAAGUUUAACCCAAAAGCCUGUGUGUGGGGGCCUAUGGGAUGAAUUUCUUUGACUUGGAUGCAAGUGCACUGAGCAAUACCAUUACUGGCAGAAUCUGGUAAUAAAUAAUUCAUCCUUCUAAGCUCCUUUAGACACUGGUAGUUUCCUGAGUAGGCCAAACAUGACACCUCAUUUUUCUACUUUUUGCACAUCCUGAUAUGUGCUGUGUCUAAAUCUGCUUAAGUUGUAAAA
This is a messenger RNA of Ipomoea triloba (trilobed morning glory), 2103 nucleotides long. RefSeq lists its product as uncharacterized. NCBI's taxonomy places the organism in Eukaryota, Viridiplantae, Streptophyta, Magnoliopsida, Solanales, Convolvulaceae. The transcript has 3 exons. The coding region runs from base 44 to 994 and encodes 316 amino acids. The record is from RefSeq and is a predicted model, not a curated record.